Funneliformis geosporum is the source of this 135-nucleotide messenger RNA. NCBI's taxonomy places the organism in Eukaryota, Fungi, Glomeromycota, Glomeromycetes, Glomerales, Glomeraceae. The record is from the annotation of a GenBank genome assembly.
AUGAAUCCUAAGUUCAGACAAGCUAUACUAAAAGUAAUACAAAAACUAAUAGUUGAAAGAUCUAUUAUCAUAGAAGAAAAAGCUGAGAAUAUAGUGCUGAAUUAUAAAAUAUUAAGAGUAUUUAAGAUAAUAUGA